UUCUAGGACAAAAAAUUUGCGCGUCUAAGUCGUUCUCGCCAGGCGUUCCAAAAACAGUGAGAGAAGGACUGGAUUGAGAAGAGUGUGAAAGGUAUUUUGGGUCAAAGUUUAAUCGCAUUACGGACAGAAUAAUGGCGACCGAAGUUCUAAAUGGAAUUAAUGGCUGUAAUGGGCAUCAAGAGGAACGAUUCUCGUUAUCCAAGGUUCUACAAUCUGCCAACAAGCUCCUGAUUCAUGGAGGGAAUAUCUCACAAUGGAAUCGGACCAAAAGAAAAACUACACCCAACCCUAGUGAUGAGCUUUGUGAAAGCAUAAYCACAACAUUGAGCAACUGUCUUCCAGUGGAUAACAACAACGUUGAAAAUCAAACUCAUAGCAAAACUGUCAGGAGUGUAAACAACUGCUUUGUCGAGAAAAUUGAUAAAGAAGAAAGAGUCCACUUAAAAAUAUCAGGUAAUAAUGACUCAGUUGUACUGAAAAUAAUCAAGGUUGACUAUUUCAUGUUCAUAAUAUGCAUAAAAUAUAUAUCCAUACCUCUUUCGUGGUGGGCGAUUUGAAUUUCCAUGCAUGGG
Messenger RNA from Actinia tenebrosa (Australian red waratah sea anemone), 572 nucleotides. Its product is annotated as glutamate--cysteine ligase regulatory subunit-like. NCBI's taxonomy places the organism in Eukaryota, Metazoa, Cnidaria, Anthozoa, Actiniaria, Actiniidae. Gene Ontology annotation, biological process: glutathione biosynthetic process. Gene Ontology annotation, cellular component: glutamate-cysteine ligase complex. Gene Ontology annotation, molecular function: glutamate-cysteine ligase catalytic subunit binding; enzyme regulator activity. The record is from RefSeq and is a predicted model, not a curated record.